UUAUUUAAUGUUUUGUUCUCUAUCAGAUCAGAAAAUUGUGAUGGUCUCAUGACUUGUCAUAUACAAAAUUCAUUCAAGGGAAACAACUCCGUAUUUUCUGAAUCUUUUCUGUUUAUGAAAUUCUUGACCUUGCAUCACUGUAAUUUGUAUUGGGCCUAUGAAGGCUAUAUAAGAGAAGGGACAACCCAAUUCCUGAUAGCUAGAUCUUGUGGUCUCUGGGGGCAUUGCUUCAACACCAAGUGUAUGGAAUAAGACUUUCCUUAGAACAAGGGCAGCAUGUUCACUUUGAGAAGCACCAUGUCCACUGCCUUGAGAUGUCCGUUUUUGUCCCGAAUUCCGGUCAACCAGGUCAGAAAGACGGCCAAUCAGCUGAUGACCUACGCCGAGCGAUGUCCAGUAAUGGUGCAUGCCAUGAACUACAUGUCUACGCCAGACAUGAUGACCGUGACAGACGAGCCCCUGGAGAAGCAGUGCCCAUUCUUUGCUAAGGAGGGACUGGCCAUUAAGGACGUCAAGAACCAUGUCUCCUCACUGAAGGAAGCUAAUCCUAAGAAGGAAACCGUAGCUCAGCCAGAUAUGACCGUUAACAAGGCUACAGCUGCUGAGGCUGAGAUUGCUGCCCCUAAAUACCCCUCAGGCAUCACUGUGGAGAAAACUCUUGAGUACAUGAAGCAGUGGGGGAAAGACAACAAGAAAGAGUUGGAAGCAGAAGAGGAGAAGCAGGAGGAGACAACUGAGGGUCAACCAAAGCUGUUCAACUACGAGGAUUUCUUUGAGGGUGAGAUAAACAAGAAGAAAGACGACCAUACCUACCGCGUGUUUAAGAAUGUCCAGCGCAGGGGGAGGGAAUUCCCCUUCGCUGAGGACCACUCCACGGGGAAAAAGAAGGACAUUACUGUCUGGUGUAGUAACGACUACCUGGGGAUGAGCUGGCAUCCCAAGGUCAUCAAUGCUGUCAGUGAAGCUUUGAAGAAGCAUGGUGCUGGUGCAGGAGGGACUAGAAAUAUAUCGGGGAAUUCCCCUCUACAUGAAGGUCUGGAGAAAGAGCUAGCAUCACUUCACCAGAAAGAGGCUGCCUUAGUGUUCACUUCCUGUUACGUAGCCAAUGACACCACUCUUUAUACUCUAGGAAAGGCUAUUCCAGGUGUUCAUAUGUUUUCUGAUGCUGGAAACCAUGCUUCCUUGAUUCAAGGUAUACGAAACAGUGGCGUCCCCAAGCAUAUAUUCCGACAUAACGAUCCACUGCAUCUGGAGGAACUUCUGCAGAAAGUGGACAAGAGUGUCCCGAAGAUUGUGGUGUUUGAAACCGUGCAUUCCAUGACAGGUGAUGUAUCCCCCCUGAAUGAGUUGUGUGAUGUGGCCCACAAGUACGGGGCUAUAACCCUUGUAGACGAGGUCCAUGCCGUGGGUCUCUAUGGUGACCACGGGGCAGGGAUCGGGGAGAGAGACGGGUGUAUGCACAAGAUUGACAUUAUAUCAGGAACUCUAGGUAAAGCGUUUGGUAAUGUUGGGGGGUACAUUGCCUCCUCCGCCCGUACGGUGGACAUGAUCAGGAGUUACGGCGCGGGCUUCAUCUUCACUACCAGUCUCCCUCCCACAACUCUGGCAGGGGCAACUGCCUCCAUUAGGGUAUUGCGCAGUGAAGAAGGGAGACAACUGAGGGCUCGCCAGCAGAGCAAUGUUAAAUAUCUGAGAAGUAACUUGAUGGAGGCUGGGAUACCCGCUCUACACUGCCCCAGUCACAUCAUCCCUAUUCACGUUGGAGAGGCUGCAUUGUGCACACAUCUGUCAGCCGAGCUCAUGAAUAAACAUGACAUCUAUGUCCAGGCCAUUAACUACCCGACCGUGGCCCGGGGGCAGGAGCGGCUCCGCGUGGCCCCCACCCCCCAUCACACCAAGGCCAUGAUGGAUUACUUCGUAGCCUCGGUGGUCAGCGUGUGGAAGGAGAAUGGUCUGGAGCUAAACAGAGAGCGGUCAGUGUGUCCCGAGGAGUGCGAGGUCUGUCAGAAACCGCUGGACAUCCAGAUACUGCAGGCCGUGGAGAAAGUGUGUGGGCGCUCCAACUGUACCUACGCCUCGCUCCAGCAAAACAUCGCCUCGCUCCCGCAAAACGUCGCCUUCGCUUAAAGGGAGGCAACUCAAGGAAAUAGUACAAGACAUUAAAAAGAAAAUAAAAAAUGGAAAACUGGAAAAUGUUUUAAAAAAUAUAUGGGGGGAAAUAUUUAGAUAAUGACAAAAUGCUAUUGUUGAGUAAGUCUUACGAUUGUGUUUAUUUUUCCUAAAAAUGUAACAAUUAUUUUAUUUUUUUAUACAAGCAACAAAAGUUUAUUUUUUUAUUAUUUGAUAUGUUUAAAGAAAAUGUUAUUACAUAAUGCAUCUUGUGUUUGAUUCCGAUUAAGAAAAAAGUAACUCUAAAAACAGCCUGUAAGUUUAUUUCCAAAGGUUUUCUUCAGGCUUCGUAGCUUUGUGUUGGUUGUAAAAUGUUGUGGCCUUCACUUUUAGUUUAGAAUAUCUAGCCAAAAUUGGUUUUAGUAUAAAUUUUUUUCAAAAACUAGUUACCAUAGCUUAUAUCAUCCCUUUAGCAUUUUAUAAACAUGACUUCAGUGAGAUGAUGCAGUCACUGGAUAGUUAUUUUUAUUGUAU
Molecule: messenger RNA, 2643 nt
Organism: Saccostrea cuccullata (small rock oyster)
Lineage: Eukaryota; Metazoa; Mollusca; Bivalvia; Ostreida; Ostreidae
Product: 5-aminolevulinate synthase, erythroid-specific, mitochondrial-like
Exons: 12
Coding region: 277-2127 (616 amino acids)
Biological process (GO): erythrocyte development; hemoglobin biosynthetic process; heme biosynthetic process
Cellular component (GO): mitochondrion; mitochondrial matrix
Molecular function (GO): 5-aminolevulinate synthase activity; pyridoxal phosphate binding
Source: RefSeq, a predicted model, not a curated record